Molecule: messenger RNA, 624 nt
Organism: Saccharomycopsis crataegensis
Lineage: Eukaryota; Fungi; Ascomycota; Saccharomycetes; Ascoideales; Saccharomycopsidaceae
Gene: UPS2
Product: Ups2p
Exons: 1
Coding region: 1-624 (207 amino acids)
Biological process (GO): phospholipid transport
Cellular component (GO): mitochondrial intermembrane space
Molecular function (GO): phosphatidic acid transfer activity
Source: RefSeq, a predicted model, not a curated record
AUGAAGAUCUUUGAAUCACAUCAUUUAUUCAACUAUCCAUGGGAGCAAGUCUCUGCAGCUAAUUGGAAAAAAUACCCGAACGAAAUGUCAACCCAAGUGGUGGGAGUCGAUAUUCUACGCCGCGAGGUUGAUCCCGUUAGUAAGAUUCUCCGGACCGAGCGGUUGAUCACUUGUGAACAAUCUAUCCCUAACUGGUUGUCAUUUAUUGUCGGGGGCCUCAAACGGUCGUAUGUCCGGGAAGUGUCGGAGGUUGAUCCUAUAAAUAAGUCCGUGGUGAUGCGCUCGAUGAACUUGACGAUGAACAGUUUAUUGCAAGUGUACGAAGUGGUGACUUAUACUCCGGACCCUCUGGCCCCAACCGCCCGUACUAAGUUCACCCAAGAGGCGCAAAUCACCGCGUAUGCCAGUAUUAAGAAGCUUUGCAACAAGGUUGAAGAAUGGGGUAUUGACCGGUUCGAUUUCAAUGCUAAAAGAGGGAAGAUUGGGUUCGAGAGCGUGUUGAAGAACGUUAGUGAGAAUUGGGAAUCAGUUAAAGGAGCUGUAAUGGAGGAAAUUGAGGUUAAAGUAGGCGUUUUAGAUGAAGUUACCGAGAAGGUUAGACACGGGGUCUUCAAGUUUGAUUGA